GAGUGGGAAGAAAGUGGUAUUCUAUACAUUGCUGACAUUUCCUUUUCCGGUAAGCAGGAUUGACGGAACAAAGAAAAUUUGUGGGUGAAUGGUAGUGUAGCGUUCAGUGUACAGUACCACCAUGGCAGAACCAACGCCCAAGCUCAGAAUAAUGAAAGGCGCAGAUCAAGAUCUGUCCGCCGCCACCUACCAAAUAUUCGACGAGUCGCACACGAUGGGCAACGCUCUGCGAUGGAUGCUCAUGAAGAACCCAAAAGUGGAGUUUUGCGGGUAUAGCGUGCCGCAUCCCUCGGAAAAUCUCAUCCAACUGCGGAUACAGAUGUACGAUAAACUCUCAUCCCUCACCGCACUCCUCGAGGCACUCGACAACCUGGAUGGCCUAUGUGUUGCCAUCCACGACAAAUACGGCGAAAGCCUCGCUUCAGGGGACUAUGAGCGUUGGGAAGAGAGAAGCUAGCUUUGUAUGCUCUGUUCACAUAUCUUCCUCUUAUUUUUUUUUUGCCAAAUGGUUUGAUUUACGAUGCCGUAUGUUGUAUUGUUUUACUCGCACUGAGGUUGGCUCAACGUUGAUUUCCUGACCAAAAUUU
This is a messenger RNA of Serpula lacrymans var. lacrymans S7.9, 587 nucleotides long. RefSeq lists its product as uncharacterized. The coding region runs from base 122 to 457 and encodes 111 amino acids. The transcript has 6 exons. Gene Ontology annotation, biological process: DNA-templated transcription. Lineage: Eukaryota; Fungi; Basidiomycota; Agaricomycetes; Boletales; Serpulaceae. The record is from RefSeq and is a predicted model, not a curated record. Gene Ontology annotation, molecular function: protein dimerization activity; DNA-directed RNA polymerase activity; DNA binding. Gene Ontology annotation, cellular component: RNA polymerase I complex; RNA polymerase III complex.